Scylla paramamosain (green mud crab) is the source of this 810-nucleotide messenger RNA. RefSeq lists its product as uncharacterized. Lineage: Eukaryota; Metazoa; Arthropoda; Malacostraca; Decapoda; Portunidae. The transcript has 2 exons. The record is from RefSeq and is a predicted model, not a curated record. The coding region runs from base 12 to 665 and encodes 217 amino acids.
CCAGCACUGACAUGAAGGUGGUCCUGUGUACGUGUCUGGUGGCCCUGGCCGCCUCCUCCUUGGCAGACCCAGGUAUCUACGGCGGCGGCGGUGGCCAUGGUGGAGGUGGAGGUGGAGGGCACGGUGGAGGAGGUGGAUACAGUGGUGGAGUAGGCCACAGCACCAGCAAUCUUGGUGGAGGCUACGGUGGUGGAUUCGGCGGCGGUGGAGGAGGCGGAGGCGGUGGAGGCCAUGGUGGGGGAGGUCACAUCAAGUUUGUGAUCGGAGGCGGCGGUGGAGGCUUCGGCGGCGGUGGAGGAGGAGGAGGAGGUGGAAUACACGGUGGAGGAGGUGGAUACAGUGGUGGAGUUGGCCACAGUAACAGCAACCUUGGUGGAGGGUAUGGCGGUGGCGGCGGCGGCGGCGGCGGCGGUGGCGGCGGUGGCGGCUAUAGUGGAGGCGGUGGACACAUUAACUUCAUCAUUGGCGGCGGCGGCGGUGGCGGUGGAUUUGGCGGUGGUGGCGGCGGCGGCGGCUACAGUGGCGGCGUAGGACACAGCACCAGCAACGUUGGCGGCGGCGGCGGCUUUGGACACGGAGGCGGCGGCGGCGGCUUCGGACACGGAGGCGGCGGCGGCGGCUUCGGUCACGGAGGGGGCGGACACGGGAAGGGAUACGGGAAAUAAGAAGAAAAUCAGGAAGAAAAUGGACUACCUUUCCCCUCUUACAUAUCACUGCUUACUAAGAAGACCCGCCGGAGAACCCCAUCAGUGCGACCUGACAUCAGUGUGACAUCUGUGUGACAUUAAUAAUUAUACACAUAGGACCACU